GAGCUGUGCGUCUCAAAGGAUGAGCGCUUCGGCGAGAUGACGGAAGCUCGAGACACCCGAGGCAACAAUGACAGAGCCAAAAAUAGAAGCACCGUCCAUCCACGACGGCAUACAUCCAACACUUCUACCUCCAAUCAGCUUCCUUUCUACCGUACAAUAGCCGACGCCGCCGACGACAACCAUGCCACUACCGAGUCUUGACAAGCUCCGAUCGAGCGCUACGGGAGCCGUGGAGAUGGCGUCCGGCCAUCUCGAAAAGGCAAAAUUCAAAUUGAUGCGGACUUCCGAGGAAGAAGCACAGAUCGAGGAAGAAUCUCAGACGUCCGAGACCAGCAGUCGAUUGGAGGAAUUCACCGAUAGCUUUUGUCCCAAACUGACGUUUCAACAGCGAUUAAUUGGCUUUGGAGUCAGUUUUGGUAUUGGAUAUUUGAUCACAUGCAUGUCCUUCAAAUUCUUUAUCGAGCUCGUGGAAGGACAUCCCGUCCCGUUUGCACUCAAUUACUCCUUUGGAAAUUUACUGAGUUUGCUCAGUAUGACAUUUCUAUGUGGACCCAAACGACAAUUCAAAAACAUGUUUGAUGAAAAAAGAAAAUUCACUUCCAUUACCUACUUGUCCUGUCUGGUAGCUACCGUGGGUUGUAUCUUUAUACCCAUGCCAGGAUUUGCCAAGCUACUGCUACUGGUAUGCUUGAUUUUGGCACAAUUCUGUGCAUGCAUGUGGUAUUCGUUGAGUUACAUACCCUUUGGACGGCGGUGGGCGCUGCGGUGCUUGAAACGACAAUUGGGGUUGGAUGAGAUUGACUUUUCGCUGGGGUCUGCGACGAGCAACAGUGACGGAUAAAUUAAUAAUAAGCAAUUUUAGAGGCAGAGUCAUCAUUCGAUUCGAUCAUUGCAGGUGUCGACGGUACUCUACUUGCAGAAGAAGCAACCAGACCUUGCAGCACCAAGUCGACGUAAAUAGAUUUUUGACCUCUGCAUGUGGCUACUUGGACUUCUCUGCCGUAAGGGAUCCGACAUCCGACAAUACUCCGUACAAGCAAUAACACUUGGUGAUUCACUGACUGCAAUUGCUACACGUAGCUAGCACUAGCACUUCAUUGAAUGUUCAAAGCCUCCUUCAUCCAUCCGUGAUUACCGGAUUUAGAGCCAAAAUGAUGUAGUAGAGGUCACUGCAUACCGGUACCUGGU
This is a messenger RNA of Seminavis robusta, 1188 nucleotides long. The record is from the annotation of a GenBank genome assembly. NCBI's taxonomy places the organism in Eukaryota, Bacillariophyta, Bacillariophyceae, Naviculales, Naviculaceae.